Messenger RNA from Mixia osmundae IAM 14324, 432 nucleotides. RefSeq lists its product as uncharacterized. Lineage: Eukaryota; Fungi; Basidiomycota; Mixiomycetes; Mixiales; Mixiaceae. The transcript has 3 exons. Bases 1 to 432 code for a protein of 143 amino acids. The record is from RefSeq and is a predicted model, not a curated record.
AUGAAGACUUUCUUCGCUGUCGCCCUCUGCGCUCUGCUGUCAGUCGUCAAUGCAGCUCCUGUCCAGGCUCCGGCCAACUCAAAGAUCUCAACUCGAGGGUGCGAGCUCAACGUCGUGCUUCUCAACGGCAAGCAAACCACCAUCGAAUUUUCGCUUGUGGCAGAAACCGAUGCCGAGACCCACGAGACUUUGUAUGACCAGGUCGCCACACUAAAUUACACUAGGGUCUGCGCGACUAAGACCUCCGCAACGCCCGUAUCCAUGCCGUUCGAGUCAAUCUGCACAAUUUCAACCGACAAGUCGGUCGUGCCUAUCACCUUGCGUUACGGCCAGGAGCAUAUCAUGUACCAUCUGGGCCCUAGCCAAAUCGACGGUCAAGGUAUGCAAAGCUGGGAUCUCAAGUGUGGCGGCGUUGUGAUUCCUAAAUACUGA